AUGGAUGUUAACUCCUUUCUUUGCACGCUCAAUAACGGAAUGGACCGUAUCAUUAACAUUUGCAACUUGAAAUUUCAUUGGAGCCACGCUUUGCAAUGCUCUGGUUCCACACAAAACAAAAAGUUGUUUGCGUCACCAAGUCUUGUUAACAGAUACAGACGGACAGAUAAAAAAACUCACACUAUUUCUAGGUCCCUGAGUUUAAGGGAACCUGAGAAUUUCCACUCAACGAAGCAUUUGUAUCACUUACUUACUCACCUCCGAAGUGAUUGGACGUGUUUUCAUCCGUGUUUAUCCAAGUGUACUCAUGCACUAGAAAGCUCGAAGACAGCCUUUGCUAAUAUAACAGAAGUGUCAUUUUUUAUUUCUUUAACUUACAUUGAAAUGGCUUAUGCUUUAACUAAAACUGAUUUAAAGUCUAUGAAAAAAGAUGUAUCUAAUGAUAUUUAUGCUCGUGACUGGAAAAAAUUCAGUCAUGAUGCCUUUAGCACUGAACUACAAUAUACGGAUUGGGAUGCUAUACUUCAACCAAGCACAGAUGAUCCCAAUGUAUCGUUUGAUAAUUUUUAUAACAGUUUCAACAGUCUUUUGGAUAAAUACGCUCCAUUAAAAACGACUUGUAAUAUAAAAACUAGAAAAAAAUCCAAUCCUUGGAUUACUAAUGGUAUCCUUACCUCUAUUACUAAAAGAGACCUUCUUCAUAAACGUUUUUUAAGAGAAAAAGAUCCAUAUUUUAAGUCUCUCUUGUUAGAGGUUUCAAAAAGUGUUAAAAAUAUAAUUUCUGUUCGUUCUUCUGCUUCUGCUUCUCCAACCUGUAUGAACAUUGAUAACUUACUUGUCACUGAUCCAGUGACAAUUGCUAGCUCUUUUAAUAAUUAUUUUUCAUCAAUUGCUGACAAUAUAAGAAUGGGCAUCCCAUUUACAUCAAAACAUUUCUCUUCCUUCUUAAAAGAUUCUGUUCCUAAUUCAAUGUUUCUUUUACCAACUGAUGAUAUUGAAGUUCUCCAUUGUAUUUCUUCCUUGGACCUUGGCAUUUUUCCUUCUAAUUUAAAAACUGCCAGGGUUAUCCCUAUUCAUAAAAAAGGAUCCAAAUUGGAACUUACAAAUUAUCGACCUAUAUCCUUACUUACAAACAUUGAUAAGAUAUUUGAAAAACUUAUAUAUAAACGGGUGUAUGGGUUUCUUGAAGCUAACAAUGUCCUGUAUAAGCAACAAUUUGGUUUCAGAAAAAAUUACUCAACCUGUCAAUCACUAAUGAAUAUCUCUCAAAAAAUUAUGGAUGCUCUUGAUAAAGGAAAUUAUGCAUGUGGAGUGUCCUACUUAAUAGGUUGUCAACAAUUUGUGUCUUUAAAUGGAGCUAGAUCAGCAAAUAAUCUUACCAGACAUGGUGUCCCUCAAGGCUCUGUUUUAGGACCACUUUUAUUUUUAAUUUAUAUAAACGACUUGAAUUGUGCAAUUAACUAUUCUAUGGUACACCACUUUGCUGAUGAUACAAACCUCCUGCAUUUCAGUGACUCUUUGAAACAACUGGCCAAACAAAUGAAUUUAGACCUCAAGCUUCUCUGUCAUUGGCUGAAUGCUAAUAAGAUUUCUCUUAAUGCUAGCAAGACAGAAUACAUUAUAUUUAAACAUGCACAUAAACCUCUGAAUUAUGAUUUUAGGCUUCUCAUCAAUGAUUCUGAUUUAAGCUGGAAGACUCAGAUCAAUAAUACUGUUGCCAAGCUCAAGAGGGCUAAUGGAGCUUUAGCUAAACUUCGUCAUUUUGUGUCUCAAAAUGUCCUUAUCCUAGUCUACUAUGCCAUUUUUCAUUCCCACCUGCAAUAUUGUAAUCAAAUUUGGGGUCAACCAAAGAGUCUUGAUGUUAAUCGUAUUGCUGUUUUACAAAAUUUUGCUAUCAGACUAAUGACUUUUGAAUCUCGAAGAGCAUCAUCUAGUAUCAUCUAUGGCAACUUGGAAAUCCUCAAAUUCAAUGAUAUUGUCCAGUGUCAGAACAUUCUGUUUUUGCAUAAGCUUUUUCAUGAUAAAAUGCCUGCUACUAUCCAGAAUACUUUUGCGGUUGACUUCAACCAUGCCCAGAGCACUUGCGCAGAAAAGGCUGGCUUGAUCAAUCUUCCUACUGUCAAUACCGUUUGUUUUGGUAAAAAUUCUAUUAGAUUGAGCACCAUUAAAUCCUGGAAUAAGAUACAGACAUCAAUGACUAAAAAAUUUGUUUCCAUAGAUUACUUUGGUCUGAAAAGUGAUCUAAAGAAGUAUUUUAUUGCCUCUUAUUAA
Hydractinia symbiolongicarpus is the source of this 2271-nucleotide messenger RNA. RefSeq lists its product as uncharacterized. Lineage: Eukaryota; Metazoa; Cnidaria; Hydrozoa; Anthoathecata; Hydractiniidae. The coding region runs from base 1 to 2271 and encodes 756 amino acids. The transcript is spliced from 7 exons. The record is from RefSeq and is a predicted model, not a curated record.